Messenger RNA from Gastrolobium bilobum, 1908 nucleotides. RefSeq names its product aldehyde dehydrogenase 22A1. Bases 1 to 1794 code for a protein of 597 amino acids. Gene Ontology annotation, molecular function: aldehyde dehydrogenase (NAD+) activity. The transcript is spliced from 14 exons. The record is from RefSeq and is a predicted model, not a curated record. NCBI's taxonomy places the organism in Eukaryota, Viridiplantae, Streptophyta, Magnoliopsida, Fabales, Fabaceae.
AUGGCGUUUUGGUGGCCAUUACUCGUUUUAGCAUUCGCUUACGGUAUCUGUAGGUUCCUUCUCAUGCUCAUUCCUCCCAAGGUUCCUUCCAUCGAUGUUGACGCUUCCGAUGUGUUGGACGAUGGAAACCAAGCACAGGAGAACAGCUUCAUAUAUGUACCUCCGAGGGGAUCAUCGCAGCAAUCUGGCAAGAUAGUUCAGUGCUAUGAGCCAGCAACAAUGAAAUAUUUGGGAUAUGUUCCUGCAUUGACAAUUGAUGAGGUCAAGGAUCGAGUGGCAAAAGUAAGGAAGGCACAAAAAAUGUGGGCAAAGUCCAGCUUCAAGCAAAGACGCUUGUUUUUGCGUAUACUUUUGAAGUAUAUAAUUAAACAUCAAGCACUUAUAUGCGAAAUAUCCUCGCGCGAUACUGGAAAGACAAUGGUAGAUGCCUCUUUAGGAGAAAUAAUGACAACAUGCGAGAAGAUCAAUUGGCUACUGUCAGAGGGCGAGCAGUGGUUAAAGCCUGAAUACCGGUCUUCUGGAAGAUCGAUGCUUCAUAAGAGAGCAAAAGUAGAAUUUCACCCCCUUGGUGUUAUUGGAGCUAUUGUUUCGUGGAAUUAUCCUUUCCAUAAUAUUUUUAAUCCUAUGCUGGCAGCAAUUUUUUCUGGAAAUGGCAUUGUUAUUAAGAUAUCAGAACAUGCAAGUUGGUCUGGGUGCUUUUACUUCCGUAUCAUCCAAUCAGCCCUUGCUGCCAUAGGAGCUCCAGAGGACCUUGUUGAGGUGAUAACAGGGUUUGCUGAAACGGGAGAAGCAUUGGUAUCUUCUGUUGAUAAAGUCAUAUUUGUUGGAUCGCCGGGUGUUGGUAAGAUGAUUAUGAAAACUGCUGCAGAGACGCUUAUACCAGUUACGCUAGAGCUUGGUGGAAAAGAUGCAUUUAUUGUUUGUGAAGACAUAGAUGUGGACCAUGUUGCACAAAUUGCUGUCAGGGCUGUUCUUCAGUCAAGUGGACAGAACUGUGCUGGGGCUGAGCGAUUUUAUGUCCACCGGGAUAUUUAUUCUUCUUUUGUCAGUAAAGUUACCAAAAUCAUAAAAUCUGUUACAACUGGCCCACCACUUGUUGGAAAGUAUGAUAUGGGAGCUUUAUGCAUGCAUGAGCAUUCUGAAAAGCUUGAAAGCCUUGUAAAUGAUGCUUUAGAUAAAGGAGCUGAAAUUGUUGCACGUGGAACUUUGAGACAUAGAGGUGAAGAUGCAGUCGACCAGUAUUUCCCCCCUACUGUGAUUGUGAAUGUGAACCACUCAAUGAGAUUGAUGCAAGAAGAGGCAUUUGGACCAAUCAUGCCAAUAAUGAAGUUUAGCUCAGAUGAGGAGGCUAUCAAGCUUGCAAAUGACUCAAAAUAUGGGCUUGGCUGUGCUGUUUUCUCAGGUAGUCAGAGCCGUGCCAGAGAUAUAGCUUCACAGAUACAUUCCGGGGUAGCUGCAGUUAAUGAUUUUGCAGCAACAUACAUGUGUCAGUCCCUACCUUUUGGGGGUGUAAAACAUAGCGGGUUUGGAAGAUUUGGUGGUGUAGAAGGUUUGCGAGCUUGCUGUCUUGUUAAAGCAGUAGUUGAAGAUCGAUGGUGGCCAUUUGUCAAAACCAAGAUACCGAAGCCUAUUCAGUAUCCUGUUGCAGAGAAUGGAUUUGAAUUUCAGGAGUCACUUGUUGAAGCACUCUAUGCGCUCAACAUGUGGGAACGUUUGCGAGCAUUAGUAAACGUUUUAAAAAUGCUUACUGAGCAGAACCCUGCUGGUAGGGGCAGUAAGAGAAGAAAUGACUAAUGGUCAAGUCAGGUGAACAUAAUGGUUAAUAUUAUCAUAUUCAAAUUAUUAGGGACUUCUGGUUGCCAUAUUUACCUCCAGCUGCAAAUUUUUAUGACCUAUGCUCUACCAUUU